Molecule: messenger RNA, 930 nt
Organism: Toxorhynchites rutilus septentrionalis
Lineage: Eukaryota; Metazoa; Arthropoda; Insecta; Diptera; Culicidae
Product: mitochondrial inner membrane protease ATP23 homolog
Exons: 3
Coding region: 77-871 (264 amino acids)
Biological process (GO): mitochondrial proton-transporting ATP synthase complex assembly; mitochondrial protein processing
Cellular component (GO): extrinsic component of mitochondrial inner membrane
Molecular function (GO): metalloendopeptidase activity
Source: RefSeq, a predicted model, not a curated record
AGUACUUGUUUUGAUGUUACAUCAGAACAUCUACAGAGAAGAUUGAUUCUGAACUAUUGAAAAUACUAGCAGUACUAUGUCCAACAAUCCAUCAACAACUGAGAAACCCAAAUCGAAAGACUCACCACCCAUCCCAAACGCAGUGAUCGAUCGCCAAAACGGUGAGAAUGGCGAAAAAUGGGGUUACGAUUUGUACCCGGAGCGACGCGGUGAGAAGUACAAACCGAGUUGGGGCCGUGUACUGCUGGGUAUCGAAGGUACAGAGUACCUCGACAAGGUGAAAUGCGAGCGAAAUGUGUACUCGUGCGUUAAGAAUAGUCCCAUGGUGAAGCUGAUGAUGGGUGCCCUCAAAAGUUCCGGUUGUGCCAUCGAUAUCCGGCGGCACAUCGCUUGCGAGGUGUGCGACGUCUCGGUGAGUGGUGGUUACGAUCCGGUCUUGAAUCAGGUUGUGGUAUGCCAAAACAUUUCCCGCAACGAGGGAAUGGUGCAAGGGGUGCUAACGCACGAAAUGAUUCACAUGUUCGACUACUGUCGAAAUGAUUUGGACUUCAAAAACAUCGACCAUCUCGCAUGUACGGAAAUUCGGGCGGCGAAUUUGACACAUUGUUCGUUCCUUAGCGCGUGGACACAAGGUGACGCGUCGCCGUUUAAAAUUAAGGAGGCGCAUCAGGAUUGCGUAAAGACGAAGGCUCUUAACUCAGUAUUGGCUGUGAGAAAAGUAUCUUCCGAGGAAGCAAUUGAAGCCGUGGAACGAGUAUUUCCUAAGUGUUAUAAUGACCUGGAACCGAUCGGUCGACGGAUAAAGAGAAAUUCCAAAGACAUGUUUAAAGCCUAUAUGGAGGGACCAAUGUAUGGUUACGAUGUUGACUAGCAAUGAUUAGCAUAUUUUAAAUAAAAGUAUUCAGUUGUCGGAUAUUUUUCAUCUUUCUC